This is a messenger RNA of Chara braunii, 1605 nucleotides long. The record is from the annotation of a GenBank genome assembly. Lineage: Eukaryota; Viridiplantae; Streptophyta; Charophyceae; Charales; Characeae.
CUGAUAUGCUUGAGCAUCCUGUUGAAGAGAGCGCGACGCGACACACCGACCGGCCUUGGCAACAGUGGGGGACGAAGGUUCCUUGAUUUUAUGAAAGAGCAGCAGCGUAUGUACAUAUUCAGUGCAAGUCACAGUAUUGAUAUAUAGAUAUAUAUAUCAUCUUUGACUAGUCGGCGUAUCGGUUAUUUGGCCGACUGAUCAGUUGCUUGUGUGUGAGCGGGGGAGACACGCGCACACACACACACACACACACAGAGAGAGAGAGAGAGAGAGAGAGAGAGAGAGAGAGAGAGAGAGAGAGAGAGAGAGAGAGAGAGAGAGAGAGAGAGGGAGGGAGGGAGAGGAUGGGAGACGCGAAGGAGGAGAAGAACAUGGAGGGGGCAGCGGAAGGCGACGUUCCCUCUAACGCCAAUGAGAACUGCCCAGGGACGGGAUCUGAAGCGGCGGGGAAAGCCUCCGCUUGCCAGGGUUGUCCCAACCAGCAGAUCUGUGCCACGGCGCCCAAGGGUCCCGAUCCCGACCUUGCGCCGAUCGGCGAUCGGAUGGCAUCUGUCAAGCACAAGAUCUUGGUGUUGUCGGGAAAAGGCGGUGUGGGAAAGAGUACGUUCUCUGCGCAGCUGUCCUUCGCGCUGGCUGCUAUGGACAAACAAGUGGGUCUGUUGGAUAUAGAUAUAUGUGGGCCCAGUAUUCCCAAGAUGCUGGGUCUAGAGGGCGAAGAGAUCCAUCAGAGCAAUCUGGGAUGGUCUCCAGUUUACGUUGACGACAACCUAGGAGUGAUGUCGAUCGGCUUUAUGUUGCCUGAUCCUAACGAAGCGGUAGUUUGGAGGGGUCCACGUAAGAAUGGACUAAUUAAGCAGUUCCUCCGGGAUGUUAAUUGGGGAGAUCUUGAUUAUUUGGUCGUCGACGCGCCUCCUGGGACGUCCGAUGAGCACAUCUCCAUCGUGCAGUAUCUGAAAGCGACCCACGUGGAUGGUGCAAUCAUCGUCACGACCCCUCAGGAGGUGUCUCUGAUUGACGUCAGGAAAGAGAUCAACUUCUGUAAAAAGGUCGGGAUCCCGGUCAUCGGCGUUGUGGAGAACAUGAGUGGGCUGCAGCAACGCUUGUCCGACCUAACCUUCAGGAGGCCGGCGAACGCGAUGGUGGGGACCACAUCAUCUUCUUCUUCUGGUGCUUCUCCUCCAUCUACUGCUGCUGCUGAUGCUGAUGCUGCUGUUUCUUCGGGCGAUCAGCAAAUGAAUGACGGGGGGCCGGCAAGACAACGGGAUCCCGAUGCUGACGUGGACGAUGAUGUGGACGAUGGGGAUGUCACCGAGAAAGUUCUGGGAGAGAUCAGAAGGGUCGCGCCGCAUCUGCUAGACUACGUGGCGUGCGCGGAAGUGUUCCAUGUGACUGGAGGUGGCGCGCAGGCGAUGGCCAAACAGAUGCAGGUUUCCUUUUUAGGAAAGGUGCCGAUGGAUCCUAGCCUCAGCCGUGCCGCCGAAGAGGGUAAAUCCUGCUUUUCCAACGGCCAGAGAUGGCCUGCCGCUGUCGCUCUCCAACGAAUCAUCAAGAAGAUUCUCCUGAAGACCGAAGGUUCCAGAUGACCAAUCAAUCAGAAUGGGCGGA